This is a messenger RNA of Stegostoma tigrinum, 8409 nucleotides long. RefSeq names its product frizzled class receptor 9a (gene fzd9a). Gene Ontology annotation, biological process: canonical Wnt signaling pathway; non-canonical Wnt signaling pathway. NCBI's taxonomy places the organism in Eukaryota, Metazoa, Chordata, Chondrichthyes, Orectolobiformes, Stegostomatidae. The coding region runs from base 441 to 2189 and encodes 582 amino acids. Gene Ontology annotation, molecular function: Wnt-protein binding; Wnt receptor activity. The transcript has a single exon. Gene Ontology annotation, cellular component: plasma membrane. The record is from RefSeq and is a predicted model, not a curated record.
GUGUGGCUGUGGGCUUGGUGUGUGUAGUGGGGGGCUGGCCGGCAACCGGACCGUGCGGCGAAGCGACAGAGCGACCCCCCCGGCACCACAGCCCGAAAGACAACCAGCAGGAAACAAAACAAAAACUCUUGUCCUUGUGCGUUCCAGUUGCACAGGCUUUCUGAGGAUUUGGAUGUGAGCGCGCUGCAGCUUCGAAAUAACAUUGUGCAAGCUCUGGAGGUGGAGGGGAAGGGAGGUGGGGAGAACCUGGUGCUGGAAACGUUGACUGGAAAGUCUGAGCAGCGCCUGGCUUGCAAAGUCUUCAGUGAGGCGGAGAAAGGAUUGACAGGCGCCCGUGUAUUAGCGUGCAAGACCCCCCCUCCUCCUCCCACCCCACAAUCUGAGCUGAGGCAGGGAGUUCCAUGUAAGUCAGCACCGCUCUCUGCUGACCCUCCCACAGAAUGGGGCACUCCCCCCACCGCCUCCUCCUGGCAGCCCUCUGCCAGUCCUUGCUGCCCGGCAGCUGCUGGGGCAUCGGCUCCAUUGACCACGAGAGGGGAAGGGAGGCCAAAUGCCAGCCUAUCGAGAUCCCCAUGUGCCUGGGAAUUGGCUACAACAUGACCCGGAUGCCCAACUACAUGGGUCACCAGAACCAGCGGGAGGCAGCGAUCAAGCUGCAUGAGUUUGCCCCCCUGGUGGAAUACGGAUGCCACAUCCACCUCCGGCUCUUCCUGUGCUCCCUGUACGCCCCGAUGUGCACCAACCAGGUCUCCACCUCCAUCCCAGCCUGCAGACCAAUGUGUGAGCAGGCACGCCAGCGCUGUGCCCCCAUCAUGGCUCAGUUCAACUUUGGCUGGCCCGAAUCUCUGGACUGCAGCAAACUGCCCACCCGCAACGAUCCCAAUGCCCUGUGCAUGGAGGCACCUGAGAAUGCCACCGGCGAGCCGCAGAAAGGCCAGGGCAUGCUGCCCGUGGCCCCCCGGGCCAGGAUCCCGGGACCAGCUGAGGGCAGGAACCAGGGUCCCCUUGGCUCCUGUGCCAACCCUGACAAGUUUCAGUAUGUGGAGAAGAGCCUGUCCUGUGCCCCUAAGUGCUCCCCAGGGGUGGAUGUCUACUGGUCCAAGGGUGAUAAAGACUUUGCCUUCAUCUGGAUGGCUGUCUGGUCCACACUGUGCUUCAUCUCCACAGCUUUCACUGUGCUGACCUUCCUGCUGGACCCUCAUCGCUUCCAGUAUCCCGAGAGACCCAUCAUCUUCCUCUCCAUGUGCUACAACGUCUACUGCGUGGCGUUCAUUAUCCGCUCGGUGGCUGGGGCUGAGAAUAUUGCCUGCGACCGGGAGAACGGUGAGCUGUACGUCAUUCAGGAGGGCUUAGAGAGUACAGGCUGCACCAUCGUCUUCCUCAUCCUGUACUACUUCGGCAUGGCCAGCUCCCUUUGGUGGGUCAUCCUCACCCUAACCUGGUUCUUGGCAGCAGGCAAGAAGUGGGGCCACGAGGCCAUCGAAGCACACAGCAGCUACUUCCAUAUGGCCGCCUGGGGCGUGCCAGCCAUGAAGACCAUCAUCAUACUGACCAUGAGGAAGGUGGCAGGCGAUGAGUUGACCGGCCUGUGUUACGUUGGCAGCAUGGACAUCAGCGCUCUCACCGGCUUUGUCCUCAUCCCUCUGACCUGUUACUUGGUGAUAGGGACCUCUUUCAUUCUAACUGGCUUCGUGGCUCUCUUUCACAUUCGCAGGAUCAUGAAGACCGGCGGCACCAACACAGAGAAGCUGGAGAAGUUGAUGGUGAAGAUAGGGGUCUUCUCCAUACUUUACACCGUCCCAGCCACAUGUGUAAUCGUCUGCUACUUCUACGAGAGGUUGAACAUGGAUUACUGGAAGGUGCUCGCCUCUGAGCAGCCCUGCCUGGCCUAUCCAGGGAGAAGGAUUCUGGACUGCACGUUGGACACCUCAGUGCCUACUGUCGCUGUCUUCAUGCUGAAGAUCUUCAUGUCCCUGGUGGUGGGAAUCACCAGCGGGAUAUGGGUCUGGAGCUCCAAGACCCUGCAGACUUGGCAGAGCUUGUGCAGCAGAAAACUGUCAGUGAGAACUCGAGGGAAGCCCUGCAGUGGGGUCAGCUGCUCUGCCAGCCACUGCCACUACAAGGCGCCUUCUGUCAUGGUGCACAUGAGCAAAACGGACCCUUACCUGGACAAUCCAACCCAUGUGUAACUAACACCAGGUAAAAACUUCACUUGAACAGUCAGUUUGUACAUGUUCGUCACCCAGUCAGUACAAGGCUCAGAGAUCAGCCUCUCGGCCAUGUCAUUUACUAAUUCUAAUAGCCACAAUACUGAUGUCUCUUAACCUAUGGGAUUUGUUUCGGAAUUUUUGUAAAAUCCAUGUAAAGGUUUAAGAUAACUCCCGUUAUAAGACCUAUUGAUUUAUGGAAUACUGGGGGAAUAGAGAGCCAGAGAGUGGAUAACCUCUUCCUAACAUCACCAAGAAUGCAGCAUCUGUAGCUCAGAACACACGGGUGGAAGAGUUUUGAAUCAUUUUGAGCUGAAAAUGGCAUUUUUUUUCUGUUGUUUAAGCACAGAGUGCUUCUGAAUGUCACUGUGCCAAGCCUUUCGAAGGGAAAAUGUUAUCAAUCUCUCCUUGCAGUCAUGCAGCUUGGAACAGUCUCAUUUUCAAAGCCUUACAGCCAAAUUGUGGAGGUGUACAGUCUUGAAAAGUGUUACAAAAUGGACUAAACAUUGAUCUUGUUUUAAAUCUUAACUUUAACCCCUAAAGUACAUAUUUUUACAAUAAUUUCUCAAUCAUUCCCAAAGAUGCGUUGUUAGUUGUUUAAAGAAACAAAUCUUUGGUGUUUUACCACAAGAUUUUCUUAGAUUAAACUGAAAGAUUCAUUAAAGGGCAGUUUAAAGCAAUGAGAAGCAGGAGGUCCCAGGUUGGGCUGUUGGCCUGUGCGGACAGGCAGGUGGGCAAGAACUUUGGCUUCAGCUCCCCUGUAAAUAUGGGAACCAACAGGAGCUGUUGCCCCCUUGCUGUUGUCCAGUGAUUGCUGUUGGAACUGUGAUUGUUGUAUAAUGGCAGAAGUGAUGUCCCCUGUGUGCUUCAGUGACUUGCUGAAUCUCUCUUCAAUGAACAAUGAGGCUGGCGAGGAGUUAGCCACAAGGAGUGGCCCAUUGAACUGGGGGGAGCUCACUCGACCCACUAGUAUAAAGUACCUCAGGGUCAUUUAAUUCCUUGUGGAGUGGAGGACAGACAUGCAAAAAAAAGUCCUAAACCAAUCUGAGAACUGUAUGAUCUUUCACCUGGUUCCCUGAGGCAGCCGACACUCUCACCAAUGCGAAAUAGCCAGUUUUAAAAUGUUUCUCUCCCUUACAUUUAAUACUUUCCAUAUAAACACUUCAUUCUUCCAACAAAAACAUUUCUAACUUGUAAUUCACAUUUCAGCACAAAGGUCUUUUUAUUUCUCAGUUUCUGCCCCGGAAUAUUUCUUUCAAAAAAAAUUUAACCCUAUCAGACAUUUAAGAUAAAAAUUACUCUCCCUAGUGCCAGGGAAGUCCAAGCGUCCAUGAUACGACCAUCAGUCAGUGACUGAUCUGUUCAAAUGUGUCUGCAGAGUGCAAAGGUAGCAACACAGAUUCUGCAUCUGCACAGUCCUUUCACAACAGAAAGUCCCUUAUCUACUGAUACUUCUAUUGAAGUCUUCUUUAGCUCACUUCCCUGCAGGGAAAAUGCCCUCAAUUUUUUCUGGAUUGCCUUAUGUGUCGCACUGUCUGUACCCGCUACUUUUCCCAUCCUGUUGGCUCCCUGUCUACAUUGGGAGCAUGCCCCAAACUUGAUCUCUCCUCUAAGUCGACUUGUUAGAUCUCAGCCUGAGUUGGAGAGGUGGAAUGCAGUCAUCACAGCACACAGGCUGUUUGGUCCAUUGGGCUUCAUGCCAGCCUUCUAUGGAGCAAUCCAAUCUGUCCUUCUGCCACCAUGUCCUUAUAUAGCCCUGAAAGGCUCUUUUGUUUGACAUCCUUGGACCAUAUUGUCUGUUUCCGUGCUGUACGAUUCUAUCCAGUUCCUGUUUGAAAUCGUUGAUCACCUCUGCUUCCACCUCCUGCAGUUUCUUGGCUGUUACAACUGACUAAUGUCUUUAAAAAAGUUAUUUCUCACAUAUGUCCCAAUUCCUUUGUGUCCCAAACCGUAAACCUGUGUCCCCUAGUCUUUUCUAAUGAGAACAGCUAAUAAUUCAUUGUGCUUUGUUCGCUCAGAUUAGACAGGCUAAACCUGGCCAGCUAUCUUAGUCACUGAUCCAGCCAUUUGCACUGGAAAAUAGAGAAGGAAUCAGGUUUAAUCACGAUGCCUUUCACAGUCGACUAUCUUGCCGUUCUUCACAGUUUAGCCUUACAAAUGGUAUACUGUUGUGAAGUCAGAAUUUAACUUCAGAGAGGCGAAAGGGAGAAACUAUGGAGAGAAUUAAUUUUGGAAGUGUCAAUUUCCCCUAGACUUGUAAGUAUUUGUUUCCUUAUUGAAAAUGCUGCCAACCAUUGUGUGGCACUUCCCUCCCCAAUCAUAGGUGUCACUUCAGUUACUGGGCUAUGUUGGAAAUUCAGAUCCUUCAGCAGUAGUUAGCGAAGGGUUAAUGUGAAGCCUCCUUUGUAUUUUUGAGAGAUGAAUCAUGUUGUGAUAACAGCUUGUCGAAAUUACUGGACAGCCGUUUACUUGGGGCAGUUAACUAGCAGGUAGCUACGCCAGGGGAGCUUGUGAUAGAGUAUGGAUAACAUGCACCCCUACCCCCACCCACCCCCCUUAGUAACAUGAAGCGGGAGAGGGGUGGGAGUGCUAACUGAUAAUGGACAAUGCUCGCUCUUCAGCUGGGAUCAUUACUCAAAUGUAGAGUGAUGGAACUAUCAGCCUUAAAUUGCAUACUAAUCCCCACCCCACGAGUUUCUGUUGUGCAAUAUAAUUCCUUCUGUAGGGAGUGGGAGAAAAUGAGAGCUCCCAUCCCUUUCUGUUAUUGUAUGUGUAAAUAUCUCGUUGCAUUCUGCGUUUUGUUUUACAGUUGUAUAUCCGCUUUGAAUGUUCGUUUAUUGUAAUCUUUUUGUGGUGACUUUGAAUUGACUAACCUGCUCCUCCCCCAGUUCUCCGGCACCCCCCACCCCAGCAUUGGAGGUGAACUGAGUGAGGGGUACAGACGAGCUGAGCCUGGGGGAGGGACAGAGUUGUCAGAUUGUUGGGGGAGUGUCACUGCAUCUUGUUGUGAGGUGCAGAAUGUGCUGCUGCUGCUGGAACAAGACAUUGACCUGGUCAAACUCUAUCCAAGAGCUGUGCGAGGCUCCUUGAUGUGGGGUAGGCAACACUGGAUCUGCCACUGUUCAUCAUUUUUCAUGUAAUAUCUUAAGUCAAAAGGAAAUGCAUUCUACCUGAUCAGAGUUCUUACUGCACCAGCCGUGGCAACAGGUAUUAUCAAAGUGUAACCUCAACAUCAAGAUUUUGCUGUUUUUAUUACAGAUUGUGCACUGAGCCUGUCUGAAUUACCCACCAUCCCUGCCCACAGGUGAUAAUGCAGCUGCUUUUGUCAAGCAGUGAACAACUUUCCUUUUUAAAAGCCUAGCACAUCACCAGUGUUCUUUAAUCAACCCAUUCUUUGGCAAUGCUCACUUAAACAGCCCAAAACCAGAACUUUUUUUUAUAAAAGUCUUUGGAAGGGUCCCUCUCCUGUUUUACAGGUAAACCCAAUUUCAGUGAUGUGUUUGCACCAGGGAUGGUUGUGUUCUGGUGAAUAUCAGAUCACUGGUUUCUGGGGGGCAUGCUGGCAACCCAGGGGCUGCACCGUUGCAUUGUGCCACGUGUUUGUAUGGUUAAAUGGGACACAGCUGUCCCCACGUGGAGAGCUUUCAAUCAUAAUAGGAGUAUCGGUGCUCAUUGUGCUCUUGUUCACACCUUAAGGGUCGACUGGCUAUGGCCCUUUACCCCAGAUAGAACGUUCAGGAAAGCAUGAAGGAAAACAGGAUUUGCUGUUGAUAAGGCCAUGGCUAGGAAGAACAAGCACUUAGAAGAAUAGAAAUCGGCAACUUGUAUGUUAGAAAAAUUCCGUUAAGCAUCACAGUUACUUUCAAUCUCUCUUUAGUGUAUGUAUGACACUUAACUCCUGUAACACUUCCCAGCUCACAUCUUCCUCAUCAUACUUUCUUCCAAGAUCCCGAAAACAACAGCAUGAGCAACACACCAAACACUGGAAAUGUUACACUGCAUGUCAGACAUUAUACAUUCAUUUCGCCAGCAAAGUGUCAUGUAAGUAUUGCAAAACCUUACAAUGUCCCAAAGCACAUUUAACCUCUAAAUGAGCUGGUGAGGGUAGAAACCUUAGACCAGGGGCUUUAUCAGAGCAAGCCAGAUUCAUGUGGUUCACAUGUAGCAGCAACACACUACGACACUGUCCAUCAGCUGGUGUGAGAAUCCUGACAUACCAUGAGCAAUGCCGCGGGAGGUUUGCUAAUCUAUUUUUGCUUUGCAAUUAGAAUGAUCUUCUGAAGUGAUACGCCCAAAUAAAACAUCCAGAGUUCAGGACACAAGAGGGCUAUAAUUAUCAGUCGAUUUCUGCUUCCCAGUGAAUAUUGAGUUAAAUAAUCAGUGUGUGCUGGGUGAAAGUGGGAGAAUGAUGCUGAAAUUGCCCUCGGCACUCCACUACUAAGGAGCAAUAAACCAAACAGCAUUUCCAUUCCCGCUUGCUGUCACAUCUGGAAAAUGAAAGUGUAGUUACAGCAGGAGAGAGUGGAGUGGGGCUCUGGCCUGAAGCUUCUCUGAGCAAGUCUCCCAGUGAUUUUUUGUACAGUUUAUACUUACACAUGAAUUUUCUUUAAGUAGGCUAUCAGAAGGCAGCCAAUAAUUGUGGACCCAUGUGCAAAGAGGCCAGCACUUGCAGGAGAAAAUAGAUAGAAAUUGUGUAAGAAAAUUGAAGUCGACAUUCUUGAUAAUAUUUCAGUAAUUGGUUUCCGCAUAAACCCCUGUUGGUAUUUUAUCAGUAACAGCUUCUUGUGGGUCAGGCUGGAGUGUGAGUUAUGAGAUGGUAAUGACAGCAAGUUGAGAAUGAAACAUACCAAAUAGAUUUAAUAUUUAACACUGAUCUGACAGAUUGUCACCAAAGUUCUCUCUCCUUUCCAAAGCUUAGAGUGUGUAUAAUUAAUUUUAAGCAAUUCCCUUAGAUACGGAAGGUUUUACGUUAAGAGCAUCUCUACAUAGAAUGCUUUCCCAGUGAUUUAACCAUGCAGGUGUUGCUCACAGCCUGACUCUUUUGAUUCAGUUGUCUGUAUGUUUUAGAGAAGUGUGUGGCAGAGUGAGAGAUUUUCUUGACUGAGUUCUGAUCGUUAUGUCUUGCCGAACUUGGCAUGGUGGCACGGGUGGUCAGCAUUGCUGCUUCACAGCACCAGCAACCCAGGUUCGAUUCCACCCUUGGGCACCUUGUGUGGAGCUUGCAUGUUCUCCCCAUGUCUGUGUGGGUUUCCUCCCAUGUGCAGGUAAGGUGGAUUGGCGAUGGGAAAUUGCCCACAGUGUCCAGGGAUGUGUAGGCUAGCCAUGAGAAAUGCAGGAUUAUAGGGUGGAGUGAGUUGGACUUUUUGGAGGGUCAGUGUGGAUUGGAUGGGCCGAAUAGCCUACUUCCACACUAUAAGGAUUCUAAGUAACACACUUUUGCAAGCAUUAAUUUGAUCCUUAUGGUAGCAUGCUUGUUGUUUCUGGGUUCAGUACAGACAAUGAACAGAUAAUGCAUUCUAAUAGUGUAGUGCAGUGCAGUGGAAGUGUUGCACUCUCAGCAGUACUGUCUUCUGUCCAGCUGAGACAUUGGGAUAUAAUGCUUGGAAAAAUUAACUCCUAGCUUGGUAAAUAAGUAUAAGGCAAUUUUUCUGCUUCCCACUGUGACAGCAAGUUACUGAACAAUCCUCUGAUCUUGAUGAAAAGUAAAUCAAAUGUCAGAACUCAGAUUAGGUUUGGCCCUUUGUCCCUCAGCUCUGCCAGCUUGGAUUUGUUUCUGUUUCAAGUGAUGUACACUCCAGCAGGAACAUCAUUCAAGAAAACCCAAAUUCGAGGGCUAACAUAAAAUCUAGCUAGUCGCCUCCAGUCGCUUUCCUUUCCCAAGGUCCUUGGAGUGUUGUACUUGAGUGGAGAUCUAGUUCAGAGGGUACCAACAUCCAUCCCAAUUCCCACGCAACUCCCUCUAGUCUUCCACUGCCUCCAGCUCUUCAGUCAAGUGGAGUAAGCCUGAGAUUCAUGGAACACAGGGAGAUUGGUAUGAAGUGAUUGAAACGAGUAUAUCCUCUGUUUCCAUUUCCAGGAUCAAUGUCUGUCUUUGCAGAGCCCUCUACAAGAGGCUGUGCAAAUAAAUUGUAAUGCCUGUAGUUCAUUUCAUUAUGUUUACUCAGUGAUUGUAGAUGUAUUAAUUUAUGGUAAGACAACAAUA